Messenger RNA from Parathielavia appendiculata, 1399 nucleotides. RefSeq lists its product as uncharacterized. Gene Ontology annotation, molecular function: translation initiation factor binding; translation initiation factor activity; mRNA binding. Gene Ontology annotation, biological process: formation of translation preinitiation complex; translational initiation; formation of cytoplasmic translation initiation complex. Gene Ontology annotation, cellular component: eukaryotic translation initiation factor 2 complex. Bases 78 to 1007 code for a protein of 309 amino acids. The record is from RefSeq and is a predicted model, not a curated record. NCBI's taxonomy places the organism in Eukaryota, Fungi, Ascomycota, Sordariomycetes, Sordariales, Chaetomiaceae. The transcript is spliced from 3 exons.
UCCAACGGCGGGCGUCGCGCAAGUCAGUUGCAUUCACAGAAGAGAAGCUGGUAGUCGACGCCGACGGCAGCGUGACCAUGGUUGCCACACCGAACGACGAUACCAAGGACACAGCCAUGUCGCACACACCCCGUACGCCGCCUCUCUCCGCCGCGCUAGGGGCCUUUACUGAUGCCUCUUCAGCACCCGCCGACAGCGCGGCAGACGGCGCAGUCCCGGCCGCCGACUCCAACCCGGAUGGUCUCGAUCUCUCGCUCAUGAAGAAGAAGAAGAAAAAGGUCAAGAAGGAGGAGGAUGGCGAGGCUGCCGAGGGCGAAGCGGCGGCUGGUGGCGACGAAGCGAUCGACCUGUCGAUGAAGAAGAAAAAGAAAAAGAAGGUGACCAAAGAGGAGGAUGAAUUCGCCAAGAAGCUUGAGGCCCUGAAGCUCGAGGGCGGUGAGGGCGCCGAGGCUCCCGCCGACGAGAACGUGCAAGACGGCGAUAUGGACAAGGGCACGGGCAUUUGGCAGCACGACGAGACACGGACCAUUAACUACGACCCGCUGCUCUCGCGCUUCUUUGCCCUGCUGGCGCAGAAGAACCCCGAUCACGCCUCAAGCGGCACCCGCUCCUACAAGAUUCCCCCGCCCCAAUGUCUGCGCGAAGGCAACAAGAAGACCAUAUUUGCCAACCUCCCCGAGAUCUGCAAGCGCAUGAAGAGAGCCGAUGAGCACGUCACGGCGUACCUCUUUGCCGAGUUGGGUACCAGCGGGAGUGUGGCGGGAAGCGGGCAGCUGGUCAUCAAGGGCAGGUUCCAACAGAAGCAGAUCGAGAAUGUCCUGCGCACGUACAUUAUAGAAUAUGUGACGUGCAAGACGUGCCGGUCUCCCAACACAGAGCUGUCCAAGGGCGAGAACCGUCUUUACUUCAUUACUUGCAACUCGUGCGGUUCUCGCCGUUCAGUCCAGGCCAUCAAGACAGGUUUCUCUGCCCAGGUCGGAAAGAGAAGGAAGAUGCAGCAGGGUUAAGGUGCCUCUCACUUGGCUACAUUUCUUUCGUUUCUGUCCUUUGCUUCUCGAUUCCGUUCUCUUUAGAGGCUGGAGUUAGGCAGCACUGUUAGUCAUGUCUGUACUGCCUUUCUUGCACACUCUCAGCUCUCGGUGGAGGGCCCUGGGACAUGAUCGCUUGAUGUGUGACGACGGGCUUCAUAUGGGAUCUAGAGCGGGUGGUCAACCGGUUAUCUGGUAUGCUGCAGAAUGGCCGGGCAUAGGUUCAUCUGGCAUCGUGAGGAAGCAUCUAGGGGGUGUGAAAAAAGACGGAGCCGGUCGCAUUCUUGGGCGGCCGUGGCUGGGAGGGCGAGAGACAGGCUACACUGUAUUCGCCGCGCCUGGACAGAAUUGUAUCGUGGGACAGAUUGACA